Messenger RNA from Sodiomyces alkalinus F11, 2148 nucleotides. RefSeq lists its product as hypothetical. Gene Ontology annotation, biological process: amino acid transmembrane export from vacuole. Lineage: Eukaryota; Fungi; Ascomycota; Sordariomycetes; Glomerellales; Plectosphaerellaceae. The transcript has 2 exons. The record is from RefSeq and is a predicted model, not a curated record. The coding region runs from base 1 to 2148 and encodes 715 amino acids.
AUGGUGCCUCCGCGUGACGAGGACCAUGACGGGAACAACUCCACGUACCACAACUACAACACGACGACCAACCGCACAAACAGUCACCUCAACACCCGCCCGUCGCCAGCUCCGCGUCUAUGGUCACACAUAUCUAACUUCUCCCGCAAAUCCUUUCGAUCCUUCAGUUCCUCAUUCGAGGCUGACGACGAGCAAUCAAGUUCCGACGACGACUGCCUCCACGACUACCAUCUCCGUUCCGGCCGAGGCGGGUACGGGUACGGCGGCAUGAAUGGCUACGAUGAUUUGGACGGGGAUGCCGGCCGGCUUGGUCCCAGGUCAUUUCUGCCAUUAGGCCUAGAGAAAUAUCCAGGCGAAGAUACUCGUCCGACGUCUCAAAAGGAGCUUGCUGGCUGGUAUGCCUACUCAUUUGCCGCCGAGACCUAUGUCAUUUGUGGCUCCUUCAUUCCGAUUCUUCUAGAGACACUCGCGCGGGAGAACGGUGUUCUCGCGUCCGACCGAACGACACCAUGUGGCACGAGCGAUUCCAAAAGUGAUGCGGAUGGGCAGUGCAUUGUCUACAUCCUGGGCGUUGAAAUCAACACGGCCAGCUUCGCCAUGUACACCUUUUCCAUCAGCGUUCUCAUCCAGGCCCUCUUGGUGGUGAGCAUCAGCUGCGCCGCCGAUCAUGGAAACUACCGCAAGAAGCUCCUCCUCGGCUUUGCCUGGACCGGCAGCUUGGCUGUCAUGUUAUACAUCUUCGUCACCAAGGAGACCUAUGUCCUUGGGGCCCUUUUGGCCAUUGUUUCGAAUACCUCCUUUGGGGCGUCGUUCGUACUCCUCAAUUCCUUCCUGCCGCUCCUGGUUCGCUAUCACCCCGAGACUCAGGCUUCCGCACAAAUAGUCCAAGCACUGGACGCUGGUAUUGUGGAUACCGACCUCGAGUCUCGCGAGCCUGAAGAAGAUGGUGUACCCCGGGACUCGGAAUCGGUUGUGGGGGACAUGACAAACUCGACAUCAGGACUCCUAUCUUCCGGAGCCCGUGACUGGGAUGCCAACCGUCUUACGCGCAGCACAACUCAUGAGGAACUCACCUCGAUUGAAUUGAACCUGUCGACCCAGUUGUCUUCGAAGGGCAUUGGAAUCGGAUACUGCGCAGCUCUGUUUCUACAGUGUGUCGGCAUUGGCAUUUUGAUUGCUCUGGGCAACUCGACCUGGGCCCUGCGGGUCGUGCUUUUCGUCGUCGGUACCUGGUGGGCGGUCUUCACCAUCCCCGCUGCUGCGUGGCUGAGACCUCGACCGGGACCUCCCCUUUCUGCCGUGGUGGCGGGUGGCUUCAAGGGGUGGUGGACCUGGUUGGGCUAUGUCGUCUACUCGUGGAAGUCACUGUUCAAGACCAUUCGGCUCGCCCGCCGCUUGGUGGACAUCGUUCUCUUCCUGGCCGCCUGGUUCCUCCUCUCGGAUGCCAUCGCCACCACCUCGUCGACGGCCAUCCUCUUCGCCAAGACACAGCUCCACAUGAAGCCGUGGGCUUUGGGCAUGAUCAACGUCACCUCGACGAUGGCCGGCGUAGUCGGGGCAUUCGGCUGGGCAUUCAUCUCGCGCCGCUUCGGACUUCAACCGCACCAGACCAUCCUCGUCUGCAUUGCCCUCUUCGAGCUGAUCCCCCUCUACGGGCUCAUUGGCUACCUACCCUUCGUAAAAGAGUGGGGCGUUUUCGGGCUGCAGCAGCCGUGGGAGAUGUAUCCGCUGGCUGCCGUUUACGGCUUCGUCCUGGGAGGGCUGAGCGGCUAUUGUCGUUCGAUCUAUGGCGAGCUCAUCCCUCCAGGAUCUGAGGCGGCCUUCUACGCCUUGUACGCCAUCACCGACAAGGGAUCCAGCGUGUUUGGCCCCGCCAUAGUGGGCGUCAUCAUUGACAAGUCUGGCGGCAUCCGGCCAGCAUUCUGGUUCCUGGCCUGUCUAGUAGGCUUCCCGGCUCCGUUGAUCUGGUUUGUCAACGUGGACCGUGGAAAGCGGGAGGGCGAGAAACUGGCGAGGACGAUCGAGGGCUUCGAAAGUCCUCUUGAUGGCGAAGCGGAAGGUGAGGUGGAUAGUGGGAGCGAGGACCGUCCCAUUCUGAGCGCAUACGACGACGACGACGAGCGUGAGGUGCACCGUAGGCAUCAUUAG